AGUGUUCCAGCGUUGCACAAGUACACUUAAUUUUGCAUCGAUUUUUUGUCGAAUUACGCAUUUUCGCUGCCCAUUCUACAACGUACCAAAAGUUCUCAGUAUAUUAAAAGCUUUUUUGCGCUUCGAAUGGAAGCUUAGAAUUAUUAUGGUCGGUUGUCUACCGAUUUCCAUUUAUACUUGAACGUGUGUUACUCUGUUAGGUUAACCGCAUUUCAUUGUAGAAAUCUCUAGUUGCUGUUUCCAUGGGCAUACGAUGUAGAGGUUGGGCAUAUUGUACCACCUGGUGGCUGUGACCUUCCAUGUUGGAACUGCAGACGAACUCGAACAAUGAUUUAAUUGUGCGUUUCUUCAUAUGGAAUUAAUUUGCUCGCGAGUCUUUAGAUACUGAAUUUCAUUGUCGACAUCCUUGCCUCGGUAAAACUAAGUUCUGUGUGUUACAGCAUUGUAAUAGCAUGGUUGCUGACUAGGCAACAGGUUCUCAAAAGCCGUCAGUUGUUCGGUGACAGUAGAGUUGUUCCUCAAGUGAAUCAGUUGUGGUAAGCCACAAAACAAAGCAAGGCAAACGUUUACUUUAUUGAAAGGUGCGCACACAUUUCAGCGUCGCAUGAUCAUCAAUGGCUGAACAACGCAUGACACUAUUAUCAAUAGAAUCAUUCUUUCGUUUCGGUUCUGUUCAGAGGUUGUCGUAAUAAUAAUUUAGAAUCGACUGAUAUAUGUAGGAAAUAGGACGUCUAAUGAAACGAAGUUAUAACCAAUGCUAUCUCUAAAAUAUAUUUACUCAUCGAUUUUUUUUAUUCAAGUACUGCUAAUAAAAAUUCUAUCUCUUACGAACACCAGCUUGUUCCUCGAAGCGCACAUGAAAACAACUUGAAGCAUCAAAGUAUAUGAAAUUAAAGUAACGAAUAUGUUGGAUGUAUGUUAAGCUUUAUCGCCUAUGCCUUUCAAAAUUAUAAAAAUAAAAUUAUAAAACCUUACAAAAAUAUGUAUAAAAAUAGUGUCGCAACAUCCGUUAUUAGCUAAUUAAAUGGCCUUCUUACUGUGCACGCAACUUUUAGUUAGGUCCACAUAAAACAUAAUUCCGUCAAGGUGCCUUUACACAAUUCGUGUAUUUAGAGAAAGCUGUUUGAAUGGCAGAGCUCGUAAUUUUUUUACAGAAAUUAACUAAUAGAUGAUAUUAUUAAAUAAUAAACAAUAUAUCUUUGAGCACAGACGGAACUUAUUAUUAGCCAAUUUCAUGGGUAACAAUCCUUUUACUGAAUCAUUUGGUCUUGACAUUUUGUAAGAUUAAUCUUAUCGAGCCGUAAUUCAAAAAGUAAGUGAAAAAAAUAAUGACCAUAUGUAUAUUUUACUUUAUAUAAGUAAAAUAUACGUAUGCUCGUCUAAAGGGGUAGUUUAGUGUUCUGAUAUGCCAUUCAGCGCGUCAUUACUUGAUUAACAGCAAGAUGGAAUCAAUUAUGUGAAGUGACCAACGUUUAGAUGAUCUAUCUGCCGUGAAGGCAGAACCGCACGUAAACAAAGCCUCUAUUUCCUAACUGCCUUUGUGUUUCAGUAAUGUCUGCUGAAUCGUAUUUGUGCAGGCUAAAAUUUUGUUUUUUGGUUAAUCCUUGAGGCUCAUGGUUGCUCCCAGCUAGCAUUUCAGGUGAUAACCCAUAUUUACCUUCCUCUUUUAGUUUGUUUAACAGCCAAGCGAAAACAAAGAUAUUGCCAUUGAGGGAUUUUAAUGCUAACAAAGAAGAAUACGAGUUUUUUGCUACGUAGAUAUUUCACCGUAAGCUCGGUAUUGCCGCAGGCAACUGGCUCUCAACAAAUGUAUACUGAUUCCUACAAUCCGUUGUCUAUCAAUAAAAAGCAUACACAAAAGCCAUUCAAAUGUUGAACAAAAAUAGUAUUGGAUACAUCUUUAAGCAUCUUCUUUUAGAUUACCUAUCCUGGAAUACUGUAAUGCCAUUUGAAGAUAUAAUGGAUGAGCAGUUUGUAAAAUUAAGUGCUUUUGCUAGCUAUAUAAUCUUUUUAGAACAAGAUUUAGGUUGGCAUUUAUCUGAUGGAAUGAAAAAAGUGCUCUUUAGAGAAACCUGUUAACGAUUGCGGCUAACAAAAGCUUCAGUGCAGGCUCCCCUACGGCCCAUAUAAUGUGAUGCUGCCUAGCGUUCGCAUCCGCACUAACAGUGGCCUUACAGAAAUGUACCAGGUGCGCCCAAUGUCGUUCUCGAUUUCGAUCGACGGGUGUUACCAGGGUGUUGCGCUCCUGCGGUGGUAAGACGUCGGUGCGCUGAAGCCCAAAGUAGGCUGCGUCAUACGGAUACGCGUUACGAACUGGGUAGAAGAGAGCCUACCAAAGACAGCUUCGAGGAUUCCUCCAGCUGGUAGUCAACGAAGUCGAUCGGAUUUUCUACAACAUCAAGGCUAAUAUUUAUUUUCGGUCGUUUAUUGAAAAAAGAAGUGGCAAUUCUAGGAUUGGCGCUGUUUAAGCGGUUUAACGACAAUCAUGCCGGACCCCCCAUCUUCUUUGGCGACCACCUCGGAAUCCUCAGCAGGCGAUGAUUACUUGGUCGUUGUGGUUCGCGCACCUAAUCAGGAAACGCAGGAUUUCCGAGUAGAGUGCCCUCAAACAUGGAGCGUCCUUCGUCUUAAAUUACAUCUUCAGCAAAGCUAUCAAGGCAACCCGGUGCCGGCAGAUCAGAAGUUAAUUUAUUCGGGACAACUACUUGAAGACAACUUGCUUCUUCGUGAGAUCCUUCGACAAGAUGGGUCUUGCUCACAACACACCGUUCAUUUAGUUUGUCGACCCCCGCAAGGCACGUCAUUGAAUGACAACACAUCAGGGAGCCGAUCUCGUUCAUCGGUUCCCGGACAACAUGUUUCUAACGAGUCAAUUCAAGAGCAAGUACUUGCCACAACCGGUGUUGCCGCUGAAGGUGUUAAUGAACUUCGGUAUCGAGGGCCAAUGAUCCAAUAUGAGAUGGAGUCUCUCCGACCGGACGUCUAUUCGGCCCACGUGCUUGCUCUGCAGAACCUGUAUGCUCAAUACUAUCAACAACUAGUUGCUCAUCAACAAGCCAUUAUUUUGGGAUCUAGUCCCGCCCCCUCGAUUCGCUAUAGUUUCAAUCCGCACGCGUUUCAGUUAGGCCAGCAACAACAACAUUUAUUGGCCCAGAUAGCUGCCGCCGCAUCGGGUGCCAGUCAGGUGACCUUAAACAAUAACGUCAACAACGUUACUGGUAUACAACAACAGCUCAACAACAACAAUAACCAGAACAAUAACAACAAUAACAAUAAUAAUGGUAAUAAUGUGAAUAAUCAACGAGCCAAUGAUGAGGAUGCUAAUGUAUGGGGAGCGGGAAACGCAAAUCGUGAUUGGCUUGAUGUUAUGUAUGUAGCCAUCCGAGCCGCUGUGUUCGCUACCUUCGUUUACUUUUAUUCGUCGUUGGAACGUUUUGUCCUUGUCACAGGGUUAGGUAUGUUGCUCUACCUUUACCAACAAGGUCUACUUGCACUACCUAACAUCCAACCGCAGGCUCCACAGCCACAGGCAGCGGCACCGCAACAACCGGUUGUGGUCGCCCCAGCUCAGGCUCAACAACAACAAGCAGCAGCAAAUCCACCACAGCAGCCAGCGGCCGAUGUGCAAGCAGCACCGCUUGUUGCUGAUCGAGACGGCGCGCAUGUGGAGAACAAUAAUCCUGCUGCAGCUCAACAGCAAAGAGAAGAUAUUGAGAGACUUCAGGCAGCGAUGGACGGUGAGAAUCCGCGCGCGAUGGGUGGUGAUGGCCCAGCUGUUGCUGCCGCUUCAAACGCCACUCCGCCCCAGAGUCCACUUGCAGCAGCAGCCAGUCUUUUGCACGCCUUUCUCGUCAGUCUAAUUCCUGAUAACAACAAUGCGCCGCAACAAUAGGUACGGAGUAAAGCAAAAGUACUCCUUUGUAUCUGUCUACUGUAGCCUGUAUUUCUACAAAUCGCGAUCCCAACACUCAAAAUGCAAAUUAGAGGUGGCUGGAGACAAGAAAGAAAAGUCUAGCGCCAACCUAUGGGGCACCAAUAGUUGUCAACUGUUGAGCAUUCGCUGACAUCACUGUGCGGUUUUUGCACUAUCUAACAAACUGUGUACCCUGACCUAAUUAGGAAAUAAAAUCAAGAUGAAAUGACCAUCUAGUAGGGUACAAUGACUUGAGAAGUUACAAGGCCUAAAGACAAGGAACGACAUUUAGAGAUUCAGCAUGAUGAGGAGGUUGGUUGGAUGUGGAAAGAAAUUCUUUUACUGCAUUAAGUUAUUAGGAACCUGGCCGUUGCAACAUGUAUGUAACAAUUCGUAACUACAUUGUCGUGAUGAUACGACGUUGUUGUAGUCCUCGUAAUGACAGCGAGAGAGAAAAAGCUUAUUUGCAAGAUUCAAAAGUGUUGCUCCUGUUAUAUGGACGAAAAAAGCAAAGAUUAGUGUGCACGACGCAGAGCGAGAGAUAUAAAGAGAUAUCAUAAAAGCAGUACUUGUAGUAGUAGUAGUAAUAAUAUGAUGAUGAUAAUGGAAAUAAUAAUGACGAAGAUGAUAACAGUAAUAAUAAUAACGAAAGUUACCGCUGGUGACGGUUAAGUGUGAUGUGCACAUGCUAAUGAGAUGUGGAUAGUGCAUAUACCAGUAAAAUUAUUAUUGUUGAUAAUGAUAACAGGGAUAGGAGUUAGAAGAAUGGGUCAUGAACAAAUUGCAUGGAUGUCGGAGGGGUUAGAAAACUACCUAAUUACUGCAUGAAAGGCGGCGAAUAUGCAAAAAAAGGUAUCGUGAAAAACUGUUUCUGCAACAACUGCUGAUAGUCAACCACUGUCGUUCGCUGUGUUUUAUAAUUGAGGCGUGCAGGCUCGUGUGUGAACGCCUGUAUGUGAGAUAAUUAAUCAGAUGAGUGGUUAGCAGAUAAUGUAUUAACCGCUAUCAUUGGUCAUAAGGACACUAGAGAUAAGGAUCUCUUCUACCACUUUCGAUAGCUACAAGAGUAUUUGCCGAGUAGACCAAGUGUUCAUUUUUUGGUCGUUUUUUUUUGUCUGGAAGACCGACGCCUCGUAUUCAGUCGUUUUAGGACCUUUCGUCCCUAAUGGUUAAUUUUUAGGUAGCCGAUAAUAUCACCUCAGUAAUUAUUCACGGAUAUGUGGUAUUGGCAGGAGAUCUGUAUCUUAAUUACAGAGCUUCUCUACGCAUGAUAAACAUCGUAUCAAAGUGCUUAAGAAAUAUGAUGUAUGAUUUUUUGCAUCUAGGUUAUAAAGUAGAAAAUUCUUCAACUACACCGCCCCCUUAACUGAUGUUUUUUAGAAGAACAUCGAAGUUAAAUUAUAUAGCAGGGAUUUGAGCAAUGCUGCUUUGCAUAUCUAUUUCUACUUCAGAGAAAAAUAGCACUUAUAGACGCAAUUACGAAUAGAAAAAAAUGUCAAACAAGUUGACAAGGGCUGGUUGGAGAAGAUGCUUUUUAUUAAUACGCGAUCUAAUGCAAACGAUCUGGCUUAUCGUAAUCUAAUGUAUGGCAACAUAACGCCCUGCAAACCUCGAUGUUCAGAUGUAUGAACACGCGCUUUAAGACGGUAUGCGCUGGAGCUUAUUUAAUACAGUUAUAUCGUAGCAAACAACUCGUGAAAGAAUGCCUUUAAAAGUUCUUUUUUUUCAAUUAGAAACUUCAUAAAUCAAGCAGCCAUAUGAAUAUUGAAAAAAACUUUAUUGCCCAGAUAGCUAGCACGUGACUUCUCCAUAAAUUUUUUUCGAGAAAAAAAAAUUUCGAAAUAAGACUUUGAAGCCGGUUGCUUUGCUUUUAGUGUAAAUGCACCCCCAAAAACACUCAUUAAAUAUGAAAAUCCGGAACAUAAUAGAUGGAAAUAAUCUAUUUUCUAGUCGACUUCAAUGCGGCAUCGGUCGCGUUAUUAUUGUGAUAUAUGCUGAUAUAACAUGACAUAUGGUAAAAAAAACAGAAAAAAAAUAUAGGCGAAAUGAAUAAUUAGAGGGAGAUAGAAAAAUAGAAUGUGACAGCAUGAACUCUUACUUGAUAUAACUGUUACCGAAAGUAAUACUAAACACGAAACUAUUGACAAGAUCAGCCGUACUAUUGUUCAGUUUAAUAACAUUUCUAAUUGUUGCACCAAGAGAUUGUUAUCAA
Messenger RNA from Varroa destructor (honeybee mite), 6125 nucleotides. RefSeq names its product Homocysteine-induced endoplasmic reticulum protein (gene Herp). The record is from RefSeq and is a predicted model, not a curated record. Gene Ontology annotation, biological process: endoplasmic reticulum unfolded protein response. NCBI's taxonomy places the organism in Eukaryota, Metazoa, Arthropoda, Arachnida, Mesostigmata, Varroidae. Gene Ontology annotation, molecular function: protein binding.